GGAUCAGCGACCGACGAGCUCGAAUCUUCGAUCGGAGAAUCGAAAUUGCAACGGCGACCAACACCGAAACCGUUCACGAUCGAGAGUUUGAUUGGUAAUUGCGGCACACAGAAAGGAAGUUGCGAUUCAGGGAGUCAAGGAGAGAGAGUGAACGAAAACGAAGAGGAUUCUGAUCGAGAUAGGGAAUAUCUUUAUCAGAGACAUUACUUGGCGACAACGGCUGCCAGUGCACUUCCUCCUGGUUUCGGAGUGCCGCUCGGUUUGUACGGUGCAUGGCUACCGAUGCGGAUGUACGGUAGCGGCGGGACUUCCGGUGUCCCAAUGUUACCAGCGCAUACCUCCGCCAGUUAUCCGUCUCAUCAGGAUCUUUAUCAGAAUCGGUUGUCGCAACAUCUCGGCCCAGGAACGAAUCACCUUCAAGGCGCGGCUUAUCCGAUCCCUUGUCACCGUGGUUCAAAUAAUCGUGGCUCGACCAGUUUCACGGAUAGCGAGGACGAUGGUAGUAUCGAUUCACCGGCAUCACCUGCUCACGAUCUUUCUAAAUCGAGACACGGUUCAGAAAAUGGUCGCGCCUCGGCGGACAGCGAGGACGAAGGCGGAGGACUAAGCGUGACCGGCGAGGGUCACGAUGCGACCGACACGAUGUCCAGCAACGCGUCCAGCAACGUGAGCCCCGGGGGAUCCCUAGAAAAUGGCCAAGGCACGUCGACAAGCGGAUCAAGCAACAACAACAACAACAACAACAAGGCCAGACGAAGGCGAACAGCGUUCACCUCUGAACAAUUAUUGGAACUGGAACGGGAGUUCCACGCGAAGAAAUACCUAAGCCUCACCGAGAGAUCUCAUAUCGCCCACGCGUUGAAAUUGUCGGAGGUCCAGGUGAAAAUCUGGUUCCAGAAUCGGAGAGCCAAGUGGAAAAGAGUGAAGGCGGGGUUGAGCGGCGGUGGUGUCGGAUCCGGGGCGAAUAGCUUGGCGACACCUGGUGCCUCGAGCAGGCAUAACGGCGCGGCCGGGCAACAUUCUGGGAACGGUACCAGGAUCGUCGUUCCGAUUCCUGUUCACGUUAGCAGACUGGCUGUCAGAUCUCACCACCAUCACUUGGAGAAGUGUGCCAGGCCGCCGAGAGUCAGGCCAACCGCCGAGAAUCCUGCUUCCAGCGCAUCCUCGUCCGUUCUGGGAGAUGCUCUUGGAUUGGUUAAUUCAUCCAUUAAUCUGAGCGGCCAGGUACAGAGUCCUUUGAGCAGCGGAGUCGGAAUCGGGGUCGGUGUCGGACUGAGAGCCUUCACGGUUCCCUCUCAUCGCGGUGGACUUAGUUCUUCCGGCAGGUAGUGAAAGCUAAGAAGUGAAUUGUGUUGAUAUUAAUUGGAGAUACGUGAUGAGAAAGGUUUUCUCAUUAUUUACGAGGAGGGAUGUUGGAAAGGAAUUAAUGUUGAUAGGGACGUUGAUGAUGAAGCGAAGAUCGUUGAUGAAUUACUGAUUGUGGAGUUGUGUAGUGAUCUGGAUAUUACUAUGAGAGGAUGAAUUACGAGGAAGAAUAUCUUCGAUGGAAAAGAGAAAGAAUAUUGUAUAAGUGAUUUAUUAUGUUAACUUGAAUAACGAAAUUCUUGGAAACCUGUGAUGCCUUCGAUUCACUUCGAAGUACUAUCUCUUCUAUCGUUCAAUUCUCCCUCGUGAUUCAUCCAAAUUAUUCCAAAAUCGUCCAAUAUUUUCUACCACGAUCGAGAUCAACUUGUAAAUAAGUGUACCCAUUCUUGAUGAUUGAAAAUGACUGUGUAAAUAGCUUUCGCACAGCGUACUGCCUGGACUGUAUUCUCCCGAACAGGGGUCGUAGGUCGUACUUGUAGAUAAUUUCCUUACGUUUAAGCGAGUCUCUGCUCCAGAACUAGUUGUGGCACGAUGAUAUCGAAUCGAUCGAGCCUGCGAUCAUCAUGUGGAGCGAAAGUGUAUAUCGAGAAGGCAAUAAAACGUGCGAAUAUCAUGUGAAA
Apis dorsata (giant honeybee) is the source of this 1985-nucleotide messenger RNA. RefSeq names its product homeobox protein unplugged (gene unpg). Bases 283 to 1329 code for a protein of 348 amino acids. Gene Ontology annotation, molecular function: RNA polymerase II transcription regulatory region sequence-specific DNA binding; DNA-binding transcription factor activity, RNA polymerase II-specific. Lineage: Eukaryota; Metazoa; Arthropoda; Insecta; Hymenoptera; Apidae. The record is from RefSeq and is a predicted model, not a curated record. The transcript has 3 exons. Gene Ontology annotation, cellular component: nucleus. Gene Ontology annotation, biological process: regulation of nervous system development; regulation of transcription by RNA polymerase II.